AUAUAUGAUAUGUCACUUUGACAAGUGAGCAUUUUAAAGAGUCAAAGAAUAUGAAAAAGUGAACUAACGUUACCUACUGGAAAGUAUCAUUUCGAGUGGUUGCUAGGAGACCACUGCCAACACAUUCGAACGGAAAGAUGUCGACUAGUUACUCUGCAAACCAGUAUCAAAGUGCCUUUAAGUCGCAAAAGCUCCAGAAUUGGACCAUCCCAAAACAUUUCAAAGAGAGACCAUCAGCAGCAGAAGGCCACACUACAUUUAUAGCCACAGACCGGGGCCGCCUUCUACCUGGUGUCAGAACAAAGAGUGAAAGUGCAUGGCCAGCAUUCCAAGGCACAUGGGAUUUACCUCGGUAUAUCCCUCCUGCUUCCAUAAACCCCACUGCACGUUCACGAAAGGGCCAGGAUCGCCUCAGGACCUGGGGACAGAUGAAAUUCGCCACAAACCAGACUCAUGAGGCCCCUGAUGACAGCCAGGCUACAAACAGAACCAUUUACAAUGUGGAAAACAUAAAUGUGGACCAGCCUGCAGAAGAGUCAAAAACGCUAGUGAGUGACCCAGGCCGAAAUGAACCAGAGAGGCCCAAAUCACAUCACAGCCAAGACCAGUCUAAACCAACAAACCAGCAUGCUCAGUCUAGCCCAGUAAACCUUCUUGAAAACCAAACCCAGUCUAGACCAGGAAGUCACCACAGCCAGCAGGCUCCAUCCAGACCAGCCACUCAAGAGAGCCAAGCUGAGUUAAGACCACCAACCCAGAACAGCAGACCAGCAUCUCAGCAGAAAUAACACCAUUUAUAAUCAAAUUUUAAAAGUUGUUCCAUUAAAAAUGGCAUUAUGUAAGCCUACCACUUCUUCGAAAAACACUUUUACUUUACAGAUAUUAUUAUUUUUUGUGUUCCAUUUAUUUAUAACUGUGCUUUCUGUUUGUGCAUACUUCAAUGUUUGUGUCAGAACACAUUAACUGAAUUGUUUCAAUGAAGCUAAAGCUGAUUAGUUUUACUAAAUGGCUUUUGUAAUGGAAUCUGCUUUGAUGAAAUACUGAAUGCAGAGUCAAGUAUUGCCAGAAAAUAUAUCAGAGUACCUUGAUAUCUGUAUUUUAAUAAUAUCCUUUAAAAAAAAAAAAAACAUUGCAAGAGAUUUUAAAUAGUUUUUGUUUAUUUGCUCAGUAAUACAAUAGGCCCCUUAAGACACAACAUCAGCUUAAUUCACUAGUGAUCGGUUUAUGUUUUUGGUGCUUGGAAGCCAAUGAGUGUUUUGUGAGCAGACGCUGAAUGCUUGGGGAACUGAAGGGGAACUUGCAGGGUUAGUUCACCCAAAAACCAAAAUUCUGUCAUCAUUUACUCAACCUCAUGUCGAUUCAAACCUGACUUCUCAAAGAUAUUUUGAGAAGUGUCUCGUUUUUUUUUUUUUUUAUAAUAGUCUAAACAGUGGGAGUCAGUAGUCUCCAAAUCUGUGCAGUUACCAUUCUUCAGAAUAUCUCCUUUUGUGUUUUGCAGAAGAAAGAAAGUCAUGCAGGUUUGGAGUGACAUGAGGGUGAACUAUCCUUUUAAGAGUUCCUCUAAGUCAGUCAUCAUGGGCUCUAAAGAUUAAGGCCCUUGUUAAAACAUUCUACCAUUCUCUGUUGAUAAACAUACAAUAAACAGCUGCAUAUUCAAAUCA
Cyprinus carpio (common carp) is the source of this 1661-nucleotide messenger RNA. RefSeq names its product cilia and flagella associated protein 126 (gene cfap126). The record is from RefSeq and is a predicted model, not a curated record. Gene Ontology annotation, cellular component: ciliary basal body. Gene Ontology annotation, biological process: cilium organization. Lineage: Eukaryota; Metazoa; Chordata; Actinopteri; Cypriniformes; Cyprinidae.